CCGCUCAGUGCCUAAGGUCUGCGCUCAACGGAUUCUGUGCAACACAAGGGGUGGACGCUGCAUCAAAUCCGCUCAACACCUCAGAAAUGUGCCUAACGGAUUUUGGCCAAAAAAAAAGGGGGGUGCAUGCGCUGCCAAAUCUGCCCAGCUCAUCAGAAAUGCGCCCAGCGGAUUUUGGCUGAAAAAAAAAACACUUUCAAAAGG
Messenger RNA from Sphenostylis stenocarpa, 204 nucleotides. NCBI's taxonomy places the organism in Eukaryota, Viridiplantae, Streptophyta, Magnoliopsida, Fabales, Fabaceae. The record is from the annotation of a GenBank genome assembly.